This is a messenger RNA of Cyclospora cayetanensis, 945 nucleotides long. RefSeq names its product trehalose-phosphate phosphatase A. NCBI's taxonomy places the organism in Eukaryota, Apicomplexa, Conoidasida, Eucoccidiorida, Eimeriidae. The transcript is spliced from 6 exons. Bases 1 to 945 code for a protein of 314 amino acids. Gene Ontology annotation, biological process: trehalose biosynthetic process. Gene Ontology annotation, molecular function: trehalose-phosphatase activity. The record is from RefSeq and is a predicted model, not a curated record.
AUGCCACGAGAUUGCUCGGGUUCAGUGUCAUGGAGGCUAAGCGACACGGUAUUCAGGCAGAGAGUCAGAGCCAUCUGCGCGAGGGCAGUCGUAGAGCCGUCCAAAGUAGGUUCUGGAUCUGUUCCCCCCUGUGCAGAUGCGUCGGCUGCUCCUGCAUCCGUCGGCACUGGAGGCGCGUUAGAGUCAGCCCCCAGUCAAAGAGGCCACAGCAGAACGCUGGGCAUCCCGGAGUUGCGACUUAGGGCCCAAGAGAUCGAAAUGGGGGCUGCUACGGCUCUCGAGACACCCAAUUUAUUGGACGAAGUGCAGUAUGUUCGAUACAAGCUUGCAGAGAAGGCCCUCUGCAUCUUUCUGGAUUAUGACGGAACGCUGACGCCCAUAGUGGCGGAUCCGAGGGAGGCCCGCAUGUCUGCAGCGUUUAGAGCGACGCUGAAGCGGCUUGCAGCCGUAUUCCCCGUGGCUAUUGUUACUGGGAGGCGAUUAGAGACCAUCAGGUCGUUUGUACGGCUAUCUGAUGCCCCUGGACGCAGAGCCUUGAUGUAUGCGGCGAGCCAUGGAUUUGAUAUUGAUGCUGCAGGCUUUGGAAUAUGCCUUCGGCACCAAGUAGGCGAGGCAAGUGUUUCUGCCUUGAGGUCGGCAGUCGCUGAGGUGCUGGCGUCUGUGGGCCCGAUCAAGGGACUCUACGUGGAAGACAACUAUUUUUCUGUUUCCAUUCAUUACAGGCACUGUCCUGAGUAUCGCGCAGUUCUGGAGGCGGCUCUCGAUCGAGUUCUUAAGGGCUUUCCUACUCUGCGCAAGUGCUUAGGAUUAGAGCUCUUCGAUAUUAGAAUCGCAGCCGAGUGGGAUAAGGGCACAGCGAUUUCUUGGAUUCUGGAGGCUGUUGGUCUCAAUGGCCAUAGCAAAGAUGUAAGGCGAAUGGCAGCGCAUGUCGGCAUUGAGCCUUAG